GUCGAGAAAGAGAGGAGGAAAAGAAAGAGAGAAUAUUGAGACAGAUAUGAGGUCUUCUUUGAUUUUGCAAGUUACCUUACUCCUGACGAUAGCGGCCACGUCUAUCGUCCAGGCACGUACAAUCAAGUCAUCAGAACACACCUGCGGAAGUUUAGGUCCAGGCACCAAUGCAUGCAAAUGCAAUGAAAUAGUGGUGAAAGCAGCGAAGGUGCAAAAACCGCUGGUAUAUGCAUCACCGGAGGCAAUCAAUGAAGCUGCAUUAGUGCGCGAAGCAGCUGGAAGAUUGUCCUUAGGAUCCAAAAGCCAUUCUAAUGUAAUUUCCGGGUGCAGCCCUCAGAAUAGCGGAAUAAUUAGUACUAGCAGCAGCAGCAGUAGUAGUAGUAGCAACAGAUAUAGCACCAGUUCUUCAAGUGCCUCAUCUUCCGUCGGUCUUCUUGGAGGUCUGAUCGGUGGUUAUUCUCCUUUGAAUCCUAUCUUAAACGGUGCGAGUUCCGGUUCCGGCUGCGGAUGUGGAAAGAAAUCCGAACCUCUGGAGACUAGCGAUCUUCUGUCCUCCAAUACUGAUAAACAAAUAGUACCCAGCUUCCCGCCGAUCGGUGACCUGUGUUACCCAAACAAACUUGAAAAUGGUAAACUCCAAGUGAUUACCAAAGUGACACCGGCAUAUCCUAGCAAGGUCAAAUGUACCCCUCCUACUUCUGAGAAGAUUUGCGUAGAUGUACACAAUGGACAGAUCGAUGAAGCUGAUUUGAAAAAACUCAGUUUGAGCGCGUCUAGCAGUGCCAGUGCGGCAUCCGGUAAAUUGCUCGGUCAAUUAAACGGCGCAAGUGCGUUUGCUAGCGCAAAUAGUCUCGGUAAAUAUACUCUCAGUAAUGCAGGCAGUACGGCUCAAUAUGGCAAUUUUGGAGGAUACGGUAGCUCAAGCAGCGCAGGAUACAGUAGCUUAAGUGGUCUUGGAGGAUACAGUAGCUCAGGCAGCGCAGGAUACAGUAGCUUAGGUGGUCUUGGAGGAUACAGUAGCUCAGGCAGCGCAGGAUACAGUAGCUUAGGUGGUCUUGGAGGAUACAGUAGCUCAGGCAGCGCAGGAUACAGUAGCUUAGGUGGUCUUGGAGGAUACAGUAGUUCAAAUAGUGUAGGAUAUGGUAGCUCUGGCAAAGUUGGAGGAUACGGUUCGGCUGGAUACAGUGCGUACGGAUCAGGAUAUGCAGGAUAUGGUGGAUAUGCAGGAUAUGCAGGUUCCUCGGCAGGCACCACGGUACAAUUAAAUCCCACAAUCAGCAGUUACGGGACGUAUAAAAACAAAUUUGGAUCAUUGAAUGGCGUUGAAGUUACUCGAGGAUCGGCUGAAAGCUACAGAUCUAACUGCGACGACUUUAGUGAUUACGCGGAACUUCCCGAAGACUAUUCGUACCCUCAACUACCUGCUGAUCCGGUUUCGCUUAGCUUGGCAUACAGAAAUAUCUUCCCGCGUAUCGUAGCACAAAAAAAACUAUUCGUGCCGGAAGAUAAGCUGGCAUUCGGUCAUAGAACAAUACCAACUGAAACCGUGUCCAACAAGAAAAGAUUAGAUGUACCUGAGGAGAAACUUCAAAUUCUCGAUAAACCCGUCGUAGAACUAAAACCGAUAGCAGUAGCUCCCGUUAUCGUCACUACUUAUGACGAACAUGAAGAAGCUAAAUUAGCCGAGCUCGAAGCUAUCGAACGUGAAAGAAUACAUCAGGAGGAAAUUGCCGAGCAGCAGCAACAGCAAGGAAACUUUAUUACAUACGGCGACCUAGGAUAUGCGCCAAUCUACGGAGCCCUAUCAAAGAAGUUGUCCAGUUCCCAAUUAACGAAUUCUAUCAACACGCUCGGUGCUGAAGAUAAUGCUGAAGGUUGCGCUCCGGUAGGACCACCAGCUCUCGAUUACGUUCCCGGUAGCAUCGUAAUCAAUCGAGAGGUCGUAAAAACUCAAGGCGAACUAGAGGAUGACAUCCAGAAAGACGUCGAGAAAGUGUACGUUCGUCAUUACGAGGAUGACGAACGCAGCUUUGAAGAUGACGAUGCCGAGGACUCGACGUCCGGGAUAUUUGCCAGGUUAAGAAGUUCUUCCAAGAAAUACGGUCUUCCGUGUGGGGUUGCAUGAUCUCUUAUAUCUAGAAAACAAGAAAUGUCAAAUUGUUUCAUUGACGAUUCGUGAUCAUCGAGAUGAAUCUUAUUUAAAACGCGAAAAGACGUGGACACCUCCAAAAAUAUUAUACUAGUCCUAGUCCUGAGUCUUUGUGAUGUCAUUAUGUUAAGAUAAUAUAGCGAUUAUACGAGAGAAGAGAGAACCAAAAA
This is a messenger RNA of Nylanderia fulva, 2319 nucleotides long. RefSeq lists its product as uncharacterized. The record is from RefSeq and is a predicted model, not a curated record. Lineage: Eukaryota; Metazoa; Arthropoda; Insecta; Hymenoptera; Formicidae.